Messenger RNA from Closterium sp. NIES-65, 645 nucleotides. The record is from the annotation of a GenBank genome assembly. Lineage: Eukaryota; Viridiplantae; Streptophyta; Zygnematophyceae; Desmidiales; Closteriaceae.
AUGGCGGAACCAGCGGCGGUAGCGGCGGGGGCGGGAGUGGCGAUGGAAGUGGAGGUAAAACUGCGGUUAGCGAAUAAGGAGGCGCACGCGCGCGUCGCGGAGCUGCUGGCGGCCAAUCACCGUGUGACACAUCAGCAGGAGAACGUGUUCUUCGACGGGGCGAACGGCGAGCUGAGUCGUAACCGCAUUGUGUUGCGGCUUCGUUUCUACAACAGUGAUUCCAAGUGCGUUGUGACUGUAAAGGGGAAGACUAUUAUGGCGGAUGGCAUCGGGCGAUCCACUGAGGAGGAGGAGGAGAUCGAAGCUGCCUUUGGCCGGGCAUGUGUGGCGGACCCCUCACUUGUGCAAUCUGCCACCACACCGCUUCUCUCCUCCCUGCCUGCCCGCUUCUCCUGCCCGCAGUUUGUGUGCCUGGGGGGAUUCCGCAACACUAGGAGCGUGUUUGAGUGGCGGGGCAACACAAUCGAGCUCGAUGAGACUCAGUUUGCCUUUGGCACACAGUACGAGAUCGAGUGUGAGACCAGCCAGCCAGAACAACUCAAAGCAGAGCUGGGGGAUUUUUUGCAAGAGCAUAACGUUCCGUUCAAUAACAGCAGCAGCACCAAGUUUGGCAUUUUCCGGGCAGGGAAACUGCCCGAGUACUGA